Messenger RNA from Mycetomoellerius zeteki, 1075 nucleotides. RefSeq names its product odorant receptor 94a. Gene Ontology annotation, cellular component: plasma membrane. NCBI's taxonomy places the organism in Eukaryota, Metazoa, Arthropoda, Insecta, Hymenoptera, Formicidae. The transcript has 5 exons. The coding region runs from base 17 to 1075 and encodes 352 amino acids. Gene Ontology annotation, biological process: detection of chemical stimulus involved in sensory perception of smell; sensory perception of smell. The record is from RefSeq and is a predicted model, not a curated record. Gene Ontology annotation, molecular function: odorant binding; olfactory receptor activity.
AAAAUUCGACAAAUUAAUGUAUUAUUGGUCAGUGUGUGUGUUCUUGUCGAUGAUUAUUUACACAAUGCUAAGCUUGCAUAUAAGCUGUGUCGUCAGACAUAAUGUGAAGAUCAUGAUGAAAUUCGUUGGAGUAGCCCUAUCAGGAAUUAGCGCCAUUAUCAAGAUACUAAGUUUCAAAAUAAAUCGCGACUCUCUGAUAAAUUAUCAUCGGACAUUGAAUGAUCUUUUCGAAGAGGAGCUUAUGCAGAAAAACGAAAAAGUUCAGACAAUAAUAUUUUCGCCUCUGCCUAAAAUAUCUACUCUAGCAUAUAUAUAUUUCGCCAUUCUAACAGGAAUCAUUUUCGCAUAUUCUAAGACUCCGUAUAUUUGUGUAAUUCAAAAUCUUCUUUAUUUUCAUUUAUCCACGAACUGUACCUUACCACUCAGCAUGGGAUUCGGAUGGUUCUGGACUGUUCCUGACAAUUUUUUAUUUCAUAUACAUAUGUUCUACGAAACAGUCCUCAUGACACUCAGCUGCAUGAUGGCGUGCAGUGUCGACAGCACUUUUGGCUUCUAUGUUUAUCAGUUCAGCUCGACAAUACGUUCCAUGAUGUUCGCUCUCACGAAUCCUCUGUCUACUGAGAAAUUCUCGGACCUCUUGAGAACAUGCGUAGUCAAACAUCAGAAGCUACUGCAAUGUCGUAACACGCUGGAGCACGUUUAUGGACCAAUCGUCUUUUGGCAUAUUAUCAGCAAUGCCGUGCUUCUUUGCACUAUAAUAUCCGACAUGACAUCAUUAUCAGGCAACGUGACCUCAUGUAUAAUAUACGCUCUAAUAAAACUGCUUCAAACAUUUAUGUACGCAUGGUAUGGCACUCUUCUCACAAAUGCGGGCGAGGAUUUUCGUCAAGGAAUAUACUUUAGCAAAUGGCUCAAUUCUAAUCUCGAUUGUCACGUAAGAACAAACGUUAUUCUGAUGAUGAUGCAAAAGCCAAUGACUGUAAAUGCAGUUUUUUCUCCCAUCGAUGUAAUCAUGUUUAGCAAUUUCAUGAAUGCUACAAUAUCCUAUUUUUUCCUGUUGCAAUCUAUGGAAUAA